Neoarius graeffei (lesser salmon catfish) is the source of this 1835-nucleotide messenger RNA. RefSeq names its product peroxisomal biogenesis factor 12 (gene pex12). Lineage: Eukaryota; Metazoa; Chordata; Actinopteri; Siluriformes; Ariidae. Gene Ontology annotation, cellular component: peroxisomal importomer complex; peroxisomal membrane. The record is from RefSeq and is a predicted model, not a curated record. Gene Ontology annotation, biological process: protein import into peroxisome matrix; protein monoubiquitination. The transcript is spliced from 3 exons. Gene Ontology annotation, molecular function: zinc ion binding; ubiquitin-protein transferase activity; protein binding. Bases 178 to 1227 code for a protein of 349 amino acids.
CGAUUAUAAUGUAGCACGAGAUGUUUCUAUUAUUACUUCGCCAUAUUGGCUCAGUGUAUGUGUAGAAUAGUUAUAAAUAUAUACCAUGCUUCGCUUAGUUCUACGAAAAACACAUAUUUCUUUGAGGCGGUGUCUGCUUGCUAAUUAAAGUAUAAAUUGCACUGUGAAUCCACCACGAUGGCGGAACGAGGAGCACAUCUGACCACAGCAGCAGCUGAAGGCAGACCAUCUAUUUUUGAGGUUUUAGCUCAGGACUCUUUGAUGAACGCAGUUAAACCUGCACUUGAGCACGCUGUUAAAAUUCUGGCUGAAUCCAACCCUGCUCGCUAUGGAGUCCUCUGGAGGAAGUUUGAUGAGAUUUACGCCAUCCUUGACCUUCUGCUGCAGCACCACUUCCUGCUGCAUACCAGCUCCUCCUUUUCCGAGAACUUCUACGGGCUAAAGCGUGUAGGUCCAGACGACAGCAGACGUGCGCAUCAUGGCCUCGGCCACAGACGACACCUGCGCUCUCUGCUUCUCCUAGUGCUCCUCCCUUACCUCCGAACCAAACUGGAGAAGGUUCUGGCUCGUCAGAGAGACGAGGACGACUUCUCGAUACGGAUGCCCCAGUCCCUUGCUCAGAAGAUGUACAGGGCCUUCUUGGCUGCCUAUCCUUAUGUUUGUAUGGUGUGGGAUGGCUGGAGUUUUUGCCAUCAACUGCUGUACGUUUUUGGCAAUGCGCGCACACAUUCGCCCCUGCUAUGGCUGGCAGGAGUUAGAUUGUCCCAUUUGACAGUUCAGGACAUUCACAGCUUGGAUCUUAAGCCAGUGGGGCGAGCACUGACCUCGAGCCAAAGCUUUGGAGGACGGCUACAGCGCGUCUUUUCCACAGUGGUUGGCAACGUUGCCAUGUCCCUCUCCACUGGUCUGUCUAUGGGAGUGUUUUUCCUGCAGUUCUUAGAGUGGUGGUACUCCUCAGAGAACCAGACCACCAUGAAGUCUCUCACCUCUCUCCCUACACCUCCACCCCCACUUCACCUGGAGGACCAGGACGCUGCACCAAUGCACAGCAAAGUGUGCCCGCUUUGUAGGAAAGUGCGCAGUAAUGACACGGCCCUGGCCACCUCGGGCUACGUUUUCUGUUACCGUUGCAUUUAUACGCACGUGAAGACUAACCACAGGUGUCCGCUAACAGGCUACCCGUCUGAACUCCAGCACUUAAUCAAGCUCUAUUCUCCAGAGGCGUAGACCAAACUGAUCAUGUGACCACACCUGCUGGGAAUUUUUUUUUUUAAGUGAGUCCGAUCAUAUGACUCAUUUUUAAAUAAACCCGACAAAGUUUGAUAUUAUGAUUAGUCAUUGUCCAUCUUUGACUAGUCGUUUCAUUGUUUAGUGAAAUAUCUUUUAGUUAACUUUUACAUAUGCGAUUAUGAGCCUGAAUCAGAAAUGUAUUCCACACAUGCACUGAUAAAACAGUAAGUGUCCCUGAAUUGUCUUUGUUCUAGAUUUAUGUUGAUUAAUUCUGAUAACUGAUCACAUCCGAUAAUACACUUAUAGAUUCCACCACUAAUUUUAAAGCAUUCCAAGACCUCUAAUUUGCCUACAAUCGCAGUUUUUAUCCCCCGCUGGCUGAAAGGCCCGAAGGGGGAUUAUGUCGUGGCGACGUCCAUCCAUCCAUCCAUCCUGGGAAGGGUACUCACCUUCUGAAAUCAACUCCUCUCACAAUUUUUUGAGGAAUUUCACGCAACUUGGCAGGAUUCUUUGUUAUAUGUCGGUAAUACGCAUAUUGUAAUUUUGUUAAAUUGGGUCAAAUUUUACGAGCGUUACAGCCCUUGAUUAACAAAAGUAUACUUUGA